AUGGCUUUCUUGUCCGAGAACUCUCGCCGUCAAUCUCUCAUUCCAAGUUUCCUAUAUUCUUCCUCUUUGACUUCCAAUAAAGUAGCACUUGACAAAAUGGCUAGCAACUCAAACCCUAGCUUCUCGCCGUCGCCGUCAUCACCAUCGCCAUCUGCUUCGGCUCCGAACAAGAGCUUUAUGAUUCCGGCGCCGAGCGAGCCAGGCAAAAUCGAGAUGUACUCUCCACAGUUCUACGCUGCUUGUACUGUUGGUGGAAUACUCAGCUGCGGUCUGACUCACACGGCCGUUACUCCUCUCGAUCUCGUCAAAUGUAAUAUGCAGAUUGAUCCAGCAAAGUACAAGAGCAUCUCAUCUGGUUUUGGAGUGCUACUUAAGGAACAGGGAGUCAAAGGUUUCUUCAGAGGAUGGGUGCCUACCUUGCUUGGUUACAGUGCUCAGGGUGCCUGCAAGUUUGGAUUCUAUGAAUACUUCAAGAAGUACUAUAGUGACCUUGCAGGACCAGAAAAUGCAGCCAAAUACAAGACUCUGAUCUAUCUUGCUGGUUCUGCAUCUGCUGAGGUCAUUGCAGAUAUUGCACUCUGCCCCUUAGAAGCUGUGAAGGUUCGUGUUCAGACACAGCCUGGUUUUGCUAGGGGCUUGUCUGAUGGGCUUCCUAAGUUUGUGAGAUCUGAAGGUGCUCUUGGGUUGUACAAGGGCCUGGUUCCUCUUUGGGGACGUCAAAUUCCAUAUACAAUGAUGAAGUUUGCAUCUUUCGAGACUAUUGUGGAGAUGAUUUACAAGCAUGCAAUCCCUACACCUAAAAGUGAAUGCAGCAAGCCCUUGCAGCUUGGUGUGAGCUUCGCUGGUGGAUAUGUUGCUGGUGUUUUCUGUGCUGUCGUAUCACAUCCUGCUGAUAACCUUGUUUCUUUCCUCAACAAUGCCAAGGGUGCCACCGUUGGCGACGCUGUAAAGAAGCUUGGUUUAUGGGGUCUCUUUACACGUGGACUUCCCCUUCGUAUUGUCAUGAUUGGAACUCUCACUGGGGCUCAGUGGGGUAUCUAUGAUGCUUUCAAAGUUUUUGUUGGGCUGCCAACAACUGGUGGUGUUACUCCUGCACCUGUUGCCACCGAACUUGCAAAGAGGAUUGUCCAACCUUCCCCUUUGCUAGAGAUUGCACCUCAGUUUCAGCCAUGGGAGAAGUCAUGGCUUGCUUCCUCUCCAUUUGAUGAACGGGAUUCUUUGGGACAUUGGUUUCAUGGGACACUGAACUAUCAGUCAUGA
Molecule: messenger RNA, 1260 nt
Organism: Fraxinus pennsylvanica
Lineage: Eukaryota; Viridiplantae; Streptophyta; Magnoliopsida; Lamiales; Oleaceae
Source: the annotation of a GenBank genome assembly